UUCGGGCACUUGACAUUGACCAACACUAAAAAAAACAUGAAGACGCCAGAAAAAAAAAGAAUUAUUCGUCAAAAUUUAACAACGUAUGUGAACUGGAAUUUCCUUGGCUUAGAAAAGCAGACAAUGGACCUAGUUUUGCUUUCUGUAAGCUAUGUAGGAAGAUGUCGAGCCUUCUAGAACUUCUGACAGAACAGCUAAUUAUAAAGAUGAAGCAAAAGAUGUAACAAACACAAAAAAUACUAGUGGAGUGUGUGAAACAGAAAAUAUAAAUAAGUUUUCAUACAAAAGACAGAUGCAUUUCUUGUUUUUAUGCCUCAAGCAGACAGUGUGAAAUGGACCAGCAUUUAAAAUACAUCAGCCUCAAUAAAGCAUCGUGUGGACUUUAUUUAUAAAACAAGUUCUGCAUAUUUAUCUUAAAAGCCAUAUGAAAAUUCAUACAGGAGAAAAUUGUUUUAAUUGGAAUAUCUGUAGUUUGGUAUUUAAUAGCAAAGCUAGUCCUAACAAAAACAUUGAGAACAUGCAUUUGGAAGAAUGACAUUUAGAUGUAAAAUUUGUGGUUUUAUGAAUAAUAAAUGGUCUCUAAAUUACAUAAAGGAGAAUGAUGUGUGAAGUGUGAUUUUUGCAGUUUGGCCUGUAAAUUUAGGUAGUUUAUCAAUACGCCUGAAUAUAUACAAUGUUACAAGUGAAAACUGCCAAAAGACACAUAGGAGAGAUAAACAUUUUGAGUGAAACAUUUGUCAUUUUGUAUAUAAUGAAAUAUCUGAACUUGAGAAACAUGAGUGUUCACACAGGCGAGAAAUUAGUUAAGUGUAAUUUGUGUAUUUAAUCAUGUUAAUAAAAAAAAAACCCAGUUCUGGAGAUCUGAAAAGACAUACAGGACAGAAGUGUUUUAAGUGUGAUUCUUGAAAUUUUGGAUGUUAUAUCAAAUCUCUAUACCGUAAGCAUAUGAAAAUUCUAACAGGAGAGAAAUGCUUGUAGUGUGAGCAGUGUAUGUUUGUUAUUAUGAAUACCAGCUCAAGACACAUCUGAAGAUUCAUACUGCUGAAAAAUGUUCGAAGUGUAAUACUUGAAGUUUUGUUUGUAAUCAAAAAUAAAUCUAGAUAUACAUAUGGCAAUGCAUACAGGAGAGAAGUAUUUCAAGUGUUAUAUUUGUAAUUACACAGGUAAUGAAAAACAAAACUUCAAGAGACAUAUGAUAACUCAUACAGGAGAGAAGUGUUUCAAGUGUGAUAUUUGUAAUUAUGCAUGUAACAAAAAAUAUAACCUUAAGAUACACAUGGAAAUUCAUACAGGAGAGAAGUGUUUCAAGUGUGGUAUUUGUAAUUAUGCAACUAAUCAAAAACAUAACGUCGAGAGACACAUGGCAACUCAUACAGGAGAGAAGUGUUUUAUGUGUGAUAUUUGUAAUUAUGCAUGUAAUCUAAAACACCAGCUCAAAAGACACAUGACAAAACAUAAAAGAGAGAAUUUCAAAUGUGAUACAUGUAAUUAUGAAUGUAUUCAAAAACAAAGCUUCAAGAGACAUAUGGCAAUACAUAAGGGAGAGAAGUGUUUCAAGUGUGAUAUUUGUAAUUAUGCAUGUAACAAAAAAUAUAGACUUAAGAUGCACAAGGCAAUUCAUACAGGAGAGAAGUGUUUCAAAUGUGAAAUUUGUAAUUUUGCAUGUAUUCGAAAAAAUGAUCUGAAGAGACACAUAGCAACUCAUACAGGAGAGAAGUAUUUCCAGUGUGGUAUGUGUAAUUAUGCAUGUAUUCAAAAAAUUAAUCUCACGAGACACAUGGAAACUCAUACAGGAGAGAAGUGUUUCAAGUGUGAUGUUUGUAAUUAUGCAUGUAUUCAAAAGCAAAACCUCAAGAGACACAUGGCUAAACAUACAGGAGAGAAGAAAUUCAGAUGUGAGACUUGUAAUUAUGCAUGUAAUCUAAAACAACACCUCAAGAGACACAUCGCAGUUCAUACUGGAGAGAAGAAUUUCAAGUGUGAUAUUUGUAAUUAUGCAUGUUAUGAAAAACAACAACUCAAGAGACACAUGGCAGUUCAUACUGGAGAGAAGAAUUUCAAGUGUGAUAUUUGUAAUUAUGCAUUUAUUCGAAAAAAUGGUCUGAAGAGACACAGGGCAACUCAUACAGGAGAGAAGCGUUUCAAGUGUGAUAUUUGUAAUUAUGCAUGUAUUAAAGAAAAUGGUCUGAAAAGACACAAGACAUUUCAUACAGGAGAGAAGCAUCUCAAGUGCGAUAUUUGUAAUUAUGCAUGUAUCCUAAAAAGUGGUCUAAAGAGACACAUGGCAACUCAUACAGGAGAGAAGCCUUUCAAGUGUGAUAUAUGUAAUUAUGCAUGUAUUCAAAAAAGUAGUCUGAAAAGACACCUGGCAACUCAUACAGGAGAGAAGCGUUGAAUGUGUGAAAUUUUGCACUUAUGCAUGUAUUUGAAAAAACGGUCUGAAGAGACACAUGGCAAUAUAUACAGGAGAGAAGAAUUUCAGGUGUGAUACAUGUAAUUUUGCAUGUAAUCAAAAACAAAACCUUGAGACAUACAUGGCAAUACAUUAAGGAGGGAAGUGUGUCAAGUGUGAUACAUUUAAUUAUGCAUAUACUCAGUUCCAAAAGAAAGUGUGCACUUUUUAAGUUUAAAUAUUUCAAAAAAUUCCCCGAAGUUUUUGUUUCAUUUUUUCAUACACUAACUCUCAGAUAUAACUCAAAAUCUAAAAUGCACACCAAUUUGUUUACGAACUGAUUUAAAUUUUGGAACAAAACAUUAUAAGUUUUCAUGAAAAUAACCGAGAAAAAAUAACAGAAAUCUAAGUGCACACUUUUUUUUGGAACUGAGUGUGUAUUCAAUAACAUAAACUCAAGAGACACAUGGCAAAACAUACAGGACAGAAGUGAUUCAAGGGCGAUGUGUAUUCGAAAACAAAACCUCAAGACAUACUUGGCAACUCAUACAGGAGAGAAGUGUUUCAAGUGUGAUAUUUGUAAUUUUGCAUGUAUUUAAAAACUAAGCCUCAAGAGACACAUGGCAACUCAUACAGGAGAGAAGUGUUUCAAGCGUGAUAUUUGUAAUUAUGCAUGUAUUCUAAAACAAUACCUCAAGAUACACAUGGCAAAACAUACAGGACAGAAGUGAUUCAAGGGUAAUGUGUAAUCAAAAACAAAACCUCAAGGCACACAUGGCAAUACAUACAGGAAAGACCUGUUUGUAAUAUGCAUGUCCUAAAAAACAAAACCAAAAACACAAGACCAAAAAAUAAUCAUACUGGAGAGAAACGUUUCAGGUUUGCAUCGGAAAAACAUCUGAUGACAAACAUGGCAAAACAUUUAGGAGAGAAGUUUUUCAAGUGCCAUGUUUGAAAUUAUGAAUGUAAUUUAAAACAAAACCCUGAGACACAAAUCAUAAAAUAUACAGGAAAGAAGUGUUUCAAGUGUGAUGUAUGUAAUUUUUAAUGUAAUGAAAAACAAAAUCUAAGAUCACGUAUAACAACAUUAUGAAGAGAACUGUUUUAAGUGUGAUAUUUUUAACUCUACAUGUAAUCAAAAGAAUCAAUCUCGAUAAUGUAUGACAAUGCAGGAAAGAAAUGA
This is a messenger RNA of Mercenaria mercenaria, 3575 nucleotides long. Its product is annotated as zinc finger protein 84-like. The transcript has 2 exons. Bases 1109 to 2395 code for a protein of 428 amino acids. NCBI's taxonomy places the organism in Eukaryota, Metazoa, Mollusca, Bivalvia, Venerida, Veneridae. The record is from RefSeq and is a predicted model, not a curated record. Gene Ontology annotation, molecular function: DNA-binding transcription factor activity; RNA polymerase II cis-regulatory region sequence-specific DNA binding. Gene Ontology annotation, biological process: regulation of transcription by RNA polymerase II.